Entelurus aequoreus (snake pipefish) is the source of this 3854-nucleotide messenger RNA. RefSeq names its product protein-serine O-palmitoleoyltransferase porcupine-like. Gene Ontology annotation, biological process: canonical Wnt signaling pathway; Wnt protein secretion; lipid modification. Gene Ontology annotation, molecular function: Wnt-protein binding; palmitoleoyltransferase activity. Gene Ontology annotation, cellular component: membrane; endoplasmic reticulum. Bases 479 to 1870 code for a protein of 463 amino acids. Lineage: Eukaryota; Metazoa; Chordata; Actinopteri; Syngnathiformes; Syngnathidae. The record is from RefSeq and is a predicted model, not a curated record. The transcript has 16 exons.
UCUUACCACAUCAAAAAAUCAACUCAAGAUGUCAAAACGGCCAAAACUGUCAGGUGCCCAGGGAAGAAAAAAGAGAUAAGAAGAGGAGGAGAAACGAGAAAAAGACAGAGGUAGCAGAUGCCAGGUCCAGAUGAGUCUUAACAGUUCUCAUCACGCUGUAUACAUCCUAUUGGUGGGAAAGAGCGAGAAACGCAGUAACUGAGCUGCGAUUGGCUGAAAACUCUGUCACUCAAAGAUAAGAGCAGCGCUGAUUGGCUGGCAAGUCUAGCCGAGCUCGCUGAUUGGUCUCUAAAUCCGCGUGGCAGCGAGGAUGGCUGGAGCUGACGCUGUGUGACAAUGGGAGUCAUCGAGUUAAGCAACAUCUGUGCCAAGUAAACACAAUAAGACGCUCGCCAAAGUGACUCUACACGGGCGGGAAAGCAGCUUUUGCGAGUAACAAGAAGGAGGAAGGCUGCUGUUUAACAAAGGAUUGGCUUCGAUGGGAGCUUUCAGCCGCCAGAAGUUUUUCCAGGAGCUCGCUCAUGGCUGCCUGUUGCCGACAGCCCAGCAGGGCCUGGAGCAGGUGUGGCAGCUGCUGCUUAUCUGCCUGCUGUGUCGCCUUCUCUGGAUGUUCGCAGGCCUCCCCUCUAUUGUAAAGCACCUCGCCAUGGUGGUGGGAGGUUUCUAUGUCCUUUAUCUGUUUUUCGAGCUGCACAUGAUCUGGGUGGUCCUCCUCAGCCUUCUCUGCUACCUCUUCCUCUUCCUGUGUCGCCACUCGACCAUGCGAGGCACAUUUCUUUCCAUCACUGUGCUCAUUUACUUGCUGCUGGGAGAACUACACAUGAUGGACACCACCAACUGGCACAAGAUGAGAGGUUCACAGAUGGUGGUGGCCAUGAAAGCCAUCUCUCUGGCCUUCGAUCUGGAUAGAGGUGUCGUGGACAGUGUACCCUCACCCAUUGAAUUCAUGGGUUACAUUUACUUUGUUGGAACAGUCAUCUUCGGCCCGUGGAUCAGCUUCAAUUGCUACAAAGAGGCUUUAGACGGGCGUAGGAUUAGCUUUUCAUGGUUAUUCAAAGUGUCUUUUAGCUGGCUUAAAAGUCAGAUCUGCCUCGUUCUUUCCAAUUGUGUGGCUCCUUACCUCUUCCCUUAUUUCAUCCCUGUCUAUGGAGAAAAACUAUUGAGAAGCAAAAAAAGGAGGAAAAUCAGAGAUACCCUAGCAAAGUGGUUACUGGCGUAUGAAAACACAAUGUCUUUCCACUUCAGCAACUAUUUUGUUGCUUACCUGAGCGAGACCACAGCCACACUAGCUGGGGUGGGUUUCACUGAAGAGAAAGAAAACCUCAAAUGGGAUCUGGCAGUGUCAAAGCCACUAAACGUUGAGUAUCCCCGCUCAAUGGUAGAAAUGGUCACUUCAUGGAAUCUGCCCAUGUCACGCUUUCUGCACACAUAUGUGUUUCAGAGUGCUGUCAAAUUUGGGACUUUCUCUGCCAUCAUGGUGACAUAUGCUGCCAGCGCCCUUCUGCACGGUCUGAGUUUUCAUCUCGGUGCUGUGCUGAUGUCUCUGGGCUUCAUCACCUACAUUGAGUACGUGCUGCGGAAGAGACUAGCAGACAUUUUUAAUGCCUGUAUCCUGUCCAAGAAAUGUCAGCCAAACUGCAGCCACCAGAACAAAAAGGUGCUAUGGGUGCACAUAAUCAACAUAGCAUUCAGCGCUCUGGCAAUACUACAUCUGACAUACCUGGGUUCAGUGUUUAAUUCCAGUGUGGACUACAUGGAGGAGGAUGAGGAUGACAUAACCCACCAUACCAUUCAGAAGUGGUCCGAUCUGAGCUGGACAAGCCAUUGGGUCACAUUUGGAUGUUGGAUAAUGUACCGCCUCAUUCUUUAAAACUGAGAAAGAGCAAAAGAAGCAAUAAUGUGAUUUUUUUCUCCUCUGUGACUGUAAAGUACAUCAGGGUGGGGAGAACUAUAGUCAAUACGCAGAUUAGUGUCAUCCUGACCUGCUGGGGACUCCUUUUGAUAAACACGCCGCUCUCCUUCCUCUUGAUGACAUCCUCUUUUUUUCCAAUCUGAGCCACUGCAGUCGUCAAGCUCUCAUGUUGUGACAGCAGUUUCUGAUGUCUCCCUGCGAGUCACAAUCAAUACCUAUCAGCAUGGUGGAAAUCAGCUCCUUCCUUCUGACGAUUGAGCCGUUAUCUCGCCCUCGGAGGCUACUGUGCCAGUUUUCUUCACCUUAAAUGUUUCAUAAUCUUCUAUUUGCCAUGUCUCCAUAAGGAUUCUGAAAUUGCACAAUGUUCUUAUGUUCAGUGCUUCCUAAAUCACAAGUGUUUUCAGCAGCAGACCUGUGAGUUUACAUUAGGAUGAGAGCACAGAAUAUAUAUAGUCCAAUAUUUAUUGUGUAUCUGUAGAUUAUUUUCAUACAAUAUGAGUUAAAAAUGGUUUUCCAAAGCCUAAAAUGACACCCUGAAAUGAAUUAUUACAUACAGUAGUAUUAAACCAAACGGUAAUACUGAUUUGUCUUUUUCAGAUGGAGUUAAAAGUUGGUAAUCUUCUUUUGUAAUUUUUAAAUUUAGAAAGUCAAUCAGGAAAUGUAUGUAUUGUGGUGAAAUUUAGUAAUGUUUUUUUAAAUACAUUUCAAAUACAGUGGUACUUUGGAUUUUGUCAGCAAUUCGUUCCAAAGGGUUAGUUAGUUUUUCCUUUUUUAUCAACUUUCUUUAGCCCCAUGGUGGGUUAUUUUGCAGUUGUACCCAAAAAAGCCCAGCGACUGCAGUUGUACUCAAAAAAGCACAGCGACUGAGAGUCACCUGAUCUUUUUCUGGCCAUUUGAUUCCACUGAAGGCUAUGCAGGCAAAAACUAGUUUAGUGAACAUUUUCAUCAAAAAACUAAUCAUAGAAAAAGUACAGCAUAUGACAAACUGAGGUUUCACUGUACUCUUCAUAUUAAAAAAUAUUUGAAUCAGGGUAUGGCACAUUAUUUUUAAAGCCUCCGACUCGAUUUAUAUGUAGUGCCGUCAAAUUAUUAAAAUAUUUUAAUCAGAUUAAUCACACUUUUGAAUUUGGAUUAAUCAUGGUUAAUCACAGGUAUCACUCGCUUGCAUAAUUUCAAAAAACUCUAAAAAUAUUGUAUUGUCAAAAUGUCAUACAGGAACAUUUUAAAGUGUUUUACUUGAAUGCACUUCAUUUAUUUGCUAAAAACGUUGUAACAUUGUGUCUAAAGUCCCAUCAGCGUUUAUUUCAGAGUGAAAUUUGCCAACAAGCACACCAGUCAGUCUCCUCGCUCAUCUUUGCACUGACGUAUGCAUUGACAUGAUCACUGACCUUAUAUCAACCCUCAGCCUUUCCGGUAACCAUCUGCAGAUAUGGUAAAAAACAUGUAUGGUCAAAAUAAAUUGUGCCAUUAAUCUGUGUAUCCACAUGAUUAAUGAUAUUUGUUGUGGUUAAUUAGUUAUUUUUGGCAGCCAUAUUUAUAUGUCAAAUUAGUUUUAAUAUAGAGCAUGUCAUGUUGUGACUUUAUCCUGCAUAUACUGUAUGCUGUACUCUGCACUACAAGUGAUCACCUGAAGAAAUGAAAUGCCCUCUUUUGUCAGACGAGGUUUAACAGUCUCUGUAUUUGUGACGUCAAAAGGAUUUGCAUCCUGACGAGCUUGCAAAGUGUUAGAUCAGAGCCUGAGUGUUCAGUCUCUGUACAACGAAACCCUAUUCUAGUAUUUUCAGUAUGAAUAUUGUUCCUGUAAAUGUGAAUUCACUGACACACCUGUGAUCAUUGUUUUAUAAAAAUUUUACAUGAACCCUGGUUUAUUGUGUUCUUUUAAAUAUAUCCAUUUAUACAGCUGUUAGAAAGCACUGUCAGCAUGAAAUAGUAGUCACACACA